AUGGAAAGUGAUGCGACAACGUCAUCUAUGCCAGUGGAGGAUGGUUACAAUGAAUAUGUUGCUCCCAAGCGUAAGAGGAAGAAGAAAUCCUUGGUGUGGCGUGAUCUACUAGAAGGAAAAAAUGAAAAAGUUGAAGUAAUUGCAACUUGUAAGCAUUGUGGGAUUGAUUUAGUUUCCGGGUCAACUAGUGGCACAUCUCAUUUAAAACGUCAUUUGUUAGAGAGAUGUCCAAAAAGGCCUAAUGGAGUUCCACUAGGGGAGGCGAGCAAUGACGAUGAGGGUAGAGAAUUUAUUUUUGACAUGAAGGAACUAAGGAAGGAAAUUUUACUCUAUGUUGUAGAAGGUUCUCGUCCAUUUUCUAUGGUUGAGGAUAAGGCUUUUAGGCGGAUGAUGUUUAAAGCUACUCCACAUUUUAAGCCCUUUAGUAGGACUACACUUACUAGUGACCUUUUUUCAAUGUAUUAUUCUGAUAGAGAAAAGUUAAAGACCAUAUUGUUGAGUGCACCCGGUUUAAUUUGUUUGACAACUGAUAAUUGGAAAUCAUCUCAUACAUGGCAACAUUAUAUUUGUAUAACCGUCCAUUUUGUUGAUAAUGAUUGGAAACUACAUAAGAGAAUCCUCAGGUUUAAGGCAUUGUCUCCUCCUUAUGAUGGAGAAAGUAUUUCCGAAGAAAUUUAUAUGUUUCUUAACCAUUGGAGAAUAGAUGAUAAUGUGUUAAGUGUGGCGGUUGACAAUGCCUCUUAUAAUGAUGCUAUGAUUACUCACUUGAGGAGUCGUUUGGUAGCAAGAGGAGUGUUGAGACAUGGUGGUUGUUUUUUCCACAUUAGGUGUUGUGCUCACAUAAUUAAUUUGAUAAUUCGAUCCGGAUUAGGUCUUAUUCAAAGCAUCUUGGGUAGUGUUAGGAACUUGGUGAAAAUGAUUAUGAGGUCUUCAUCUAGAAGUAAAGACUUUUACGAUGUUGCACAAAAGAAUUUUCAUUUAGAUGUUAAAAGAAAACUUCACUUGGACAUGCAAAUUCGUUGGAAUUCGACAUAUAAAAUGCUUGAUAAUGUAUUAUACUACAAAGUUGUGUUUCUUCAUUUGGGAUCGGUGCAUGUAGCUUUUAAGUAUAUUGUGCCUACGGAUGACGAAUGGGAAAAAUUGAUUGUGGUUCACAAAUUUUUGAAACUUUUUUAUGAUGCCACAUGCAUGUUCUCGGCCAAUAAGUCUCCAACAUCUAAUAUUUAUUUCAAGGGUGCUUGGAUGGUUCAUCGUUGUUUGGUUGAAACAUCUAAGGGGCCUCAUGUUUUCUUAAGAGAUAUGGUGAAGCCUAUGUUGAAAAAUUUUGACAAAUAUUGGUCGGAUUAUAAUGUGUACUUAUCUUGUGCAGCCAUACUUGAUCCAAGGUUCAAAGUUAAGUUUGUUGAGUAUUGUUUUGAUAAGUUGUUUGGUCCGGAUGAAGCUAUGGUAAAAGUUGGAGAAGUGUUAACUACCUUGAGGUCUUUAUAUGAUGAGUAUAAGUUAAGAUCUUCAACAUCACCUAUUGUUGUCCCUACUCCUACUAGUGGGAUAGAUGAUGACUUGUUUGAUGAUAAUCAUAGUUAUAGUUCAAGAAGUAUUAGAACUCAAAUCACAAAGUCACAACUUGACUCAUAUUUGGAGGAUCCGGAGCGUGACUUGAAUUCGGAGUUGAAUGUUCUAGAAUUUUGGCAACAAAAUUCUUAG
Molecule: messenger RNA, 1704 nt
Organism: Beta vulgaris subsp. vulgaris (sugar beet)
Lineage: Eukaryota; Viridiplantae; Streptophyta; Magnoliopsida; Caryophyllales; Amaranthaceae
Product: zinc finger BED domain-containing protein RICESLEEPER 1
Exons: 2
Coding region: 1-1704 (567 amino acids)
Molecular function (GO): DNA binding
Source: RefSeq, a predicted model, not a curated record